AUGCAAACCUCGACAGGUCGAAGUGGGGCAAUUGGCAUUAAGGGAAUGAGUGGAACCCUUAUUCGGGAGACCGAGGGUACAACUCGGAUAGAGGGGAUGCUAAUAAGGACGAGUGAAACCGAUGGCAAGUCCCGUUCACGUUCGUUGUCUCGGGGUAGAGAGAAUGAGAGUAAUAGAAGUCAGGGGCCUGAGUGCCAGCUUUGGUGCUACUUGUGCAAGACAAGUGUGCAUACGCCAGAUCAGUGUAACUCACUGAAGGGGUCAAGGAAAGACAACGGACGCAAUUACAAGGGCACGGGGGUCCCCAUGCUGCUGACGACAAAUAUAGUGUGGCCGAAUGUCGAUUCUGGUAGCAUGUAUAGCCUCAUUACGAGUGAUUCGCUGCGGCGGAUAGCUGAUGAGCCGUAUGACGGGCCGCAGUUGAGCGGAUUGGAUGGUAUGGGAAACCUGGAUCCUUCCCAUUUGGUAUCGCAUAGGCGGUUGGAAGCCCACCUGCUGGUGAAUCAGGAUAGCUUUCCCUUGCGAAAGAGCAGUUCCAUGUGGUCCCGCAAAAAAAUAAUGGGGUGUGAUGUGCUGAUUGGCAUCGAUCAGCUCAGAGACCCCGAAUGGGUGCUGAUGUGGGCGAACAAUAGCAUGAUUGUGGUGCUACAAAUGCUUAAUCGGUAG
Messenger RNA from Sphaeroforma arctica JP610, 666 nucleotides. RefSeq lists its product as hypothetical. Bases 1 to 666 code for a protein of 221 amino acids. The transcript has 2 exons. The record is from RefSeq and is a predicted model, not a curated record. NCBI's taxonomy places the organism in Eukaryota, Ichthyosporea, Ichthyophonida.